AUGCCAAUACAUUGCCGACAUGAAGCGAAUGAUCAAUCAUUACCACGUAAUGAGAUUCAAAAAGAAAAUGUUGCACAUACUCAUAUAAUCGAUUCUAACUUUGGACCUGAAAAACAUUUCGAACCGUGGAAUUUGUCAGAUUCUUCGAAAAAUCGAAUUGAACAAUCGAAGACACCCAAUUUUGUCCGUAACCAUGGAUGGGAUGAAAUUGAACAAAGCGAAGAAGAAGCAAAACGACUACGUCAAUUACUUUCUAUUUGGGAUGCUGAACGAAUAGCUAUAUUGAAACUUCAAUACGAUCUUGACAAGAAUAUUUUCCAACGUACAUUUGAUUAUAUUAAACGAUUAGGUCAAAGUGUUCGAUUAGCUCUUUGGUUGUGGUCUCAUCGUCCAGUUAAUUGUUCAAAUAUUUCUAGUCUAAAUCAAUGUGAACAACAAAAACAGCAACAACAACAAUCUCUAUUUCCUGUUACUAGUGUUCACAAGUUACAAAAUUCUGCAUGUUUCACAAAUUAUCCUACACCAGAAAACAUGGCCAAUCAAGAGUUUUCUAUACCAUCUAUUGAUAUUUUAGCAGAUUCACUCUGGUAUCAACGUUUCAUUUUGAAUGAACCGCAGGAAAAUUUACCUCCAAUAGCUAGAGCUAUGAAAAAAAUGCUUGAAAAUGACACAUUUAUAUGGGAUUCUGAAAUUCAAAUGCAAAGUCCUUGGCCACAUUUUAUAAAUCAAUAUCGAGUCACACAAAAUAAAAAAUUUCUACGAAAUGUCUAUGAAAAUGAUGAAAUUCAAACAUUUGAGUCAUUUCCAUCUGUGACAAAUACUGAUACAAUAAAUAAAACAAAAUCGAACCAGCAUUCGUCUCAAGAAACGAACACUUCACUGCAAUUGAGCAUGGAUAAUACUUUUCAACCAAUAGAUAGCCAGUAUCUUCUAAAAUCACCUAUGAUCGCAUUAAAGAAUCACGAAAGUAAACCUGAAGAAUCAAAACCACGUUAG
Messenger RNA from Rotaria socialis, 996 nucleotides. NCBI's taxonomy places the organism in Eukaryota, Metazoa, Rotifera, Eurotatoria, Philodinida, Philodinidae. The record is from the annotation of a GenBank genome assembly.